This is a messenger RNA of Passer montanus (Eurasian tree sparrow), 1968 nucleotides long. RefSeq names its product ORMDL sphingolipid biosynthesis regulator 1 (gene ORMDL1). The coding region runs from base 135 to 596 and encodes 153 amino acids. The record is from RefSeq and is a predicted model, not a curated record. Gene Ontology annotation, biological process: intracellular sphingolipid homeostasis; negative regulation of ceramide biosynthetic process; ceramide metabolic process. The transcript is spliced from 4 exons. Gene Ontology annotation, cellular component: endoplasmic reticulum membrane. NCBI's taxonomy places the organism in Eukaryota, Metazoa, Chordata, Aves, Passeriformes, Passeridae.
AUGGGGCUGGGAUCGCGGCGUGCGAUGGGAAGGGAUGGCGGGUCACGUCACGGUGUCUGCCUAGGUGCUGGCUCGGCGGGUGCUGCAUCCCGGGGAGAGAGGAAGAGCCUCGUGUCGCCCAUCGCAGGGUAAAAAUGAACGUAGGAGUUGCCCACAGCGAGGUAAAUCCCAACACUCGAGUGAUGAACAGCCGUGGAAUGUGGCUGACAUACGCGCUGGGAGUCGGCAUGCUGCACAUUGUCCUGCUCAGCAUUCCCUUCUUUAGUGUCCCUGUCGCCUGGACUUUAACAAAUGUCAUUCACAACCUGGGAAUGUAUGUGUUUUUGCAUGCAGUAAAGGGAACUCCUUUUGAAACACCUGAUCAGGGGAAAGCUAGGCUACUAACACACUGGGAACAACUGGAUUAUGGAGUACAAUUCACAUCUUCAAGGAAGUUCUUCACAAUCUCUCCUAUAAUUCUGUACUUCCUGACGAGUUUCUAUACAAAGUAUGAUCCCACACACUUUAUCCUCAACACAGCCUCUCUCCUGACCGUGCUUAUCCCCAAGCUGCCACAGUUGCAUGGGGUUCGAAUCUUUGGCAUCAAUAAAUACUGAGCAGAAGGUUCAACACUGGCUGCCCCUGACAUGGCUACUGCUGCUCCCCAGGUGAAGGAAACGAGUAGUCUGCUGUGCUGAGUAUCUCAUCAUAGCUGGGGAGAGAUGCUUUUACGUCUGAGAUACAAUUCCUGCUUCCUGCAGCAUUGUCUGGGAUGAAAAUCAACUUUGUAAGAAGAUGCCUUCGAUACUUCAGUGUGGAUUGGAAAUGUGUGGAAGAUUUUCAUGAAGAACUGGGCAGGCCCAGCUCUAAAGCCUAAUCCCCACUAAGACUGUGUGUGGCUGAUGCAAGUGGCUUGUAAGGAAGGUUCAAGUAACAGCUGAAAUGCAGAGCAGAGUUUCACAAAUACCCAUCAUCCAUAAUGCAGGUGGUAACUUUAGAUAUAAAUCCAGAAUCCUCGAUGCCAAGGACUGGUGAGGCCACAUUCUUAGAUUAAGAGAAAUUAGGUAGUUUCUGCUGUAAUGGAUUGUAAGUGGUUGUGCUUGGUUUUGCAUUGUAAAAGUUUGUCCCACAGUAAGUACUGUGACAGCGAGCAUAAAUUGAUGGUAUAAUUCCUGCCCUCUCUGUUCUUGUGAUUUUUUUAAAUCUUUUUUUUAUUUUAGUCACAAUAACUGAACAAAGUCCUUAACUGCCAGCUCAGGGGAGUUCCACAUCAACUCAAGAGCUCCGUUUAUGUACGCUUUUGCAAGUUGCCACUGUUUUGUUUAUUUCACUUUGCUUACCAGGAUACUGACUUUUCCAGUGUAAGUGGGACAUCCUGAAAAAAUUCAAUUUCUUUUUAGGUGUGAAUUUUUGACUGUUUUCUCUGAUAUUCACUGAUGGGUUAUUUUUCAGUAGCUGAGAGGCCUGUGAGGUGGUGGGGAAAGGCUUGCUGCUGUCGUAGAAGGUGCUCUGUUACAGAGUAAGUGUCUGAACACAGAAGCUGUGUAGGUUGUAAGCUAGAAUAGAAACUGAACUAGAAGUAGGUGAGUAGACAAAUUACAUGGACUAACUAUGCUUUUGCAGAAAAAGGUAUAGAUAACUUGCAUGUCUUGGAAAUGUGGAGGAAUGCUGUGUUUUAGGGGUACUGUGUAGUAUGGGGUAAUUUGUAUAUUAUCAGCUCUGGAAAUAGAGUGAAGGAGGUACAUCUACUGCUCUGAGCACUUAUUUCUCUGUCGUGGAAAAAAGGAUGAAUUCUGAAGUCUGCUGUGUGUCUGCCAGCCCAAACCAGCUCAGAUUUAACGGAAGACUCCAUUUAAGACUCGAUUUACAUCUUGGUUGCAGCGGCAGCCAGUGAGCUGGAAAAAAAAAAAUUAAAAAUAUCAAAAGACAAGCCUACAGUGGUGUACUUAUUUUUUUUCUACAGCAAUUUUCUGAUCGAUAAAGAUGCCG